GUGCAGCGUGGAGCUUACGUGACAAGAAGACGAACACAUCUUCUGUUUUGUAUUCAAAGUGGCAAACGCUGGAGAUAUUGUCACGCAAACUGCAAAACACAUCUUGACUUUUGUUGCCUUUAUCUCAUCAACUGUCUAGAUAAGAGCUUAGAAGUAUCCUGGGGGAUAAGAGCUUAGAAGUAUCCUGAGGAAUUACGUGCACAAACUGCAACUUUUAUCGCCGAUUUUUGGACUGACUGACACGCCCCAAAAGUGAGAAUUCAAAAGGCUAGAGCUAUAAACGCUCUUAUGAUUUUAUGAGAAGGGUUUGGACGGAUUUCAGAAAUUCAGUAAGGCACGAGCUGUGCUCACAGAGACGGUUAGGAAUGUAACGAUAACAUCUCACCUGCGCCUCAAAACACCAAAUACACGGAGCAGCAACAGACCGACUAAAACACAAGACCAGCGAAUCAAGUGCCAGAACCAACAUGUAAGAACACCUGAGUGACUGAUGCUGUUGAAUAUGUGAAGGAGAGGAGACAUAAGACAAAUCUGAUCUUGCACAGAGUAUUGCCUGCGAAUGGGUCUAACUAUGAGAGUAAUGGAAACGAGACUCCUCCUGUUGCUGUUGGCUUUGUUUGUGUUUGAAGUGGCCUGCACACAUCGCUCCGCUCCCAGAGUACACCUGGCUUUUAAAGAACUUAUGGACACUCGAACAGCAAGGCCAUUCAGUUUUUCCUUCAACACCAGUGAUUACCGGAUCUUGCACAUUGACCCAGACCAGGGGCGGUUGUACCUGGGCAGCCGUGAAUAUCUGGUCUCUCUGGACAUGCAAAACAUCAACAAAGAGCCUCUCAUUAUCCACUGGCCGGCUCCAGCUCAGAGAAAGGGAGAGUGUCAGAUGACUGGGAAAGGCAGGCAUGGAGAGUGUGCUAACUUUGUGCGUCUGAUUGAGCCGUGGAACAGGACUCACCUGUACACCUGUGGCACAGGAGCUUAUAAACCCAUCUGCACCUUCAUCAACAGAGGAUGGAGAGCUGAGGACUAUCUCUUCAGACUGGUUCCUGGAUAUGUGGACUCUGGAAAGGGAAAAUGCUCUUAUGAUCCAAACCAGGAGAAUGUUGCAGCCCUGAUUAAUGGAAACCUGUACGCUGGAGUGCCGGUGGACUUCAUGAGCACUGAUCCAGGCAUCUUCAGGACCAUGGGCAGCCGGCCAGCUGUGAGAUCAGAGCAGUAUGACUCUAGGUGGCUGAAUGAACCUGUAUUUGUUCACAUGAAACAGAUUCCUGACAGUGCCGAGAGGAACGACGACAAACUCUAUUUCUUCUUCCGUGAGAAGAGUCUGGACUCAGGGGCAGGAGCGAGUCCAAGUGUGCUGGCCAGAGUGGGCCGCGUGUGCCUGAAUGAUGAGGGCGGACAGAAGUCACUUGUGAACAAAUGGACGACUUUUCUGAAGGCCAGGCUGGUGUGCUCUGUGAUGGGCGAUGAUGGGGUGGAAACCUUCUUUGAUGAACUGAGGGACGUGUUUAUCCAACCCAACCAGGAUGAACGAAGCCCUGUGGUGUAUGGCGUCUUCUCAACUUCUGGUUCUGUGUUUAAAGGCUCAGCCGUGUGUGUCUACUCAAUGGCUGACAUCCGAAAUGUCUUUAAUGGCCCUUUCGCACAUAAACACGGACACAACUACCAAUGGACUACAUACACAGGGAAGAUUCCCUAUCCUCGUCCGGGAACAUGUCCGGGAGGCACAUUCACACCAGGUCUCAAGUCCACAAAAGAGUUCUCAGAUGAAGCGGUUAACUUCAUUCGCGCUCAUCCGCUCAUGUACCACCCCGUGUAUCCCAUUCACAAGCGCCCUCUGGUGGUGCGCUCUGGUGUAGACUAUCGCUUUACUACAAUUGCUGUGGAUCAGGUGGAUGCUGUGGAUGGCCGAUACGAGGUUCUCUUCCUGGGAACAGAUCUUGGUACAGUCCAAAAAGUUAUAGUUUUGCCCAAGGAUCCCACCACAAUGGAAGAGCUCACUUUAGAGGAAGUGGAAGUUUUCAGGACACCUGCUCCUGUCAAAACAAUGUACAUAUCAGCCAAAAGGCAACAACUGUAUGCAUCUUCAGAAGCAGGUCUUACCCAAAUGUCCUUGCACCGUUGUGGAGUAUAUGGAAAGGCCUGUUCAGACUGCUGCCUGGCCAGAGACCCCUACUGCGCCUGGGAUGGAGAAAACUGCUCUGCCUUUACACAAGCCACCAAAAGGAGGAGCAGAAGGCAGGAUGUUAAACAUGGUGACCCGUUGCGUCAGUGCCGGGGCUACAACGCUAAAGUGGAGAGGAGACUGCAGGAGAAAGUUCAGUUCGGCGUGGAGGGUAGCAGCACAUUUCUGGAGUGUGUGCCGCGCUCUCCUCAGGCCACUAUCAAAUGGCUUUACCAGAGAGAGGGAAGACGAAAAGUGCUGAAUCGAGAGGGAGAGGUUCUUAAGACUCCUCAGGGGGUUCUUCUGAAAACACUCACCAAAGCAGACGCAGGUCUCUACCAUUGCCUGGCCACAGAAAAUAACUUCAAACACACGCUGGCUCGUGUUUCCUUGCGCAUCCUGGACCGGGACAUCGCUGUAGCCCUCACCACCCCUGAUGAGGAGGAAGAGGCAUCGAGGAGCCGUCACCAGGACCCUGCAGCUCCUACCCCAGCGCUCCUGCUGGAGCCAGAAAUGCGUCUGAUUCAGCAGUACUGCCAGUCCUACUGGGAGCAGCUGACUGCCGGGGGAAACUCACAGGCUGACCUCCCCAAACGUGCAAAUCGCAGACACACAGAAGCACUGAAGGCUAGUGGGGAGUGAGGAGCACAAGAAAAGAGAGUUACCUGUCUGUCACCUUGCUCCGAGCAGUUCGUGUGCUUGCAUAGGUUAGUACUUGUGCAGUGGCACCAAAAAUUAUUUGGACAAUUUUGGACCAUAUGGACAUUUUUACACUGUUCAAGAUGCACUUAAAAUGAGACCUAAAAUGAAAAUGUAUUCAUUUAAAUGUACUUGCAUCGGAUAAUUCAUGAACAGUGGCCCAAAAACUUAUUUGGAUACUUUUAGACAAUUAAAAAUGAUUUAAUUAUUACAUUAUUCAAAAUGUAAAAAUGUUGGACACUUAA
Molecule: messenger RNA, 3105 nt
Organism: Sinocyclocheilus rhinocerous
Lineage: Eukaryota; Metazoa; Chordata; Actinopteri; Cypriniformes; Cyprinidae
Gene: sema3ga
Product: sema domain, immunoglobulin domain (Ig), short basic domain, secreted, (semaphorin) 3Ga
Exons: 19
Coding region: 560-2803 (747 amino acids)
Biological process (GO): neural crest cell migration; negative chemotaxis; positive regulation of cell migration
Cellular component (GO): plasma membrane
Molecular function (GO): semaphorin receptor binding; chemorepellent activity
Source: RefSeq, a predicted model, not a curated record